Papaver somniferum (opium poppy) is the source of this 1578-nucleotide messenger RNA. RefSeq names its product RING-H2 finger protein ATL74-like. The coding region runs from base 772 to 1350 and encodes 192 amino acids. Gene Ontology annotation, molecular function: transferase activity. The record is from RefSeq and is a predicted model, not a curated record. The transcript has 2 exons. Gene Ontology annotation, biological process: protein ubiquitination. Lineage: Eukaryota; Viridiplantae; Streptophyta; Magnoliopsida; Ranunculales; Papaveraceae.
AGAAGAGUCUUAGCCAUUUAUGUAGCUGAUUUUGCCAUCUUAUCUUCUCAUUUGUCCUUUACUAAUUUACCAACUCCAUUAUCAGCCACUUAAAACAACUACUUCCUCCUCAUUAUUAAUUUGAAACCAGCUCUUCAUCACUGUUGAUAUGAACACGAUUCCGGUGUGCCAGCACCGGUAAGAUAAGCGGAGAAAGAUUCAUUAGUUAAGUUUUGCUUUCAGAUGGACCAUUUCUGAUUAAGAACAGAAGAAUCGAAGCAUAAUUAGAAGACGGUCCCUAACGGAUAAGAUAAGCGAAUUUCCCACUGGAAAUUCUGCUUCUAAAGCUGUUGCUUGUGUUGUGUUUCUGUUACUUAUCCAAGUGACCAAAUUAAAGAUGCCAUUGAUGUCUUUAUCUUCUACUUAGGAAGGAAGAAUCAUGUCAUUAUUUUGACAGAACUAUUACUUUCUAACUCAAAAUACUCUGUUUUUUCUCUGUUUUCCUCUGUUUUCUUAUCUCUUCAAACUUCCCCUAGAACUUUGGGUCUGAGCAACUAUUUUAACUCUAGGAAUAUGAUGCGUUUCUCCAUUCUGUCAAUCUCAUUUGUUGUUCGUGUUGAUCUUCAAACAUUACGUACGCUGAAGUAGCUAGUAGUACUAGUAAAGAAUAUAUAUAUUUAUACACACACAGACAGAAAAAGGGAGUGAGAUUCAUUUGUCUGGUUUUCAACCUAAUCGAGUAUUAAAAAACAGAUCCACGAGUUAUUACUGGAAGUUUAGAUAUCAAUUGUAAUGGAUCAUCGAUAUGGACGGCGGUUAUGGAUCGAUAAAGAUCAAGAGAUGCAACAAUCAUCCAAUGAAACUAAAUCGCGUGGGUCAUAUAAUAGUGAAUCCAAUUUUGAUACGAACAUGGUGGUCAUCUUAGCAGCUCUGUUGUGCGCCCUGAUAUGUGCCCUUGGGUUGAACUCAAUCGUGCGAUGUGCCUUACGAUGUGGCCGCAGGAUGACACCAUCGGAAAUGGCGAAUGGAACGGCUGCAAGGACAGGCCUCAAGAAACGGGUAUUGCGUCAGAUUCCUGUAGUGGUCUAUGGUUCUGGAGUUGAUAUCCCGGCGACAGAAUGCCCAAUUUGCCUGGGAGAAUACAUGGAAGGAGAAAAGGUAAGGAUUCUACCCAAAUGCAACCAUGGGUUCCAUAUGAGGUGCAUAGAUAUCUGGCUAAUCUCACACUCCUCUUGCCCGACUUGUCGACAUUCAUUGAUCGAACGUCCUGCUACGUCAACAAUGGAAGCGGCAGCUGCUCUUGAAGUUGUUACUGACCGGCCGCGUGAAAAUGAAAAUAGUGGUCAAGGAGCUUUUGAUGAAGUUUCAUAGAAUAGAAUGUCUCUCUUUUUUCUCAAUGAAAAAAAUCUCUUUUGAAUGUGUAAAUAUAAAAGGAAAUUUAUCUUAUAUCAAUCUGUAAUAGCGUUAGAACCAGAGUUCGAAAAUCGGAUCAAAACCAUCAUUCUCUUUUUUUCUCAAAGGAAUCGGAAUUCAUGGUCACCAUGGAAUUUAAUGACAUAUCAGUGUCGGUGUCGGCAUAUAAAAGAGUCUUCUUAUGCG